Caretta caretta (loggerhead turtle) is the source of this 3185-nucleotide messenger RNA. RefSeq names its product SAM and SH3 domain containing 3 (gene SASH3). The record is from RefSeq and is a predicted model, not a curated record. Lineage: Eukaryota; Metazoa; Chordata; Testudines; Cheloniidae. Gene Ontology annotation, molecular function: protein binding. Gene Ontology annotation, cellular component: cytoplasm; nucleus. Gene Ontology annotation, biological process: positive regulation of adaptive immune response; positive regulation of B cell proliferation; positive regulation of immunoglobulin production.
UGCGGGUGCAGUAAGCGACACGCCGGGUGCUGUGCUCCUCGGCUCAGCCUUCCCCUUGCUUGUCGUGUGCCAGCCUUUCUGGAGAAAGCACCAUGCUGCGCCGCAAACCGUCCAACGCCAGCGACAAGGAGCAGGCGCAGAAGAAGAAGCUCUCCCUGCAGCGCUCCAGCAGCUUUAAGGAUUUCGCCAAGUCCAAGCCCAGCUCCCCCGUGGUGAGCGAGAAGGAGUUUAACCUGGAGGAGAACAUUCCUGAGGAUGACCCAGCCAAUGCACCUCCUGAUGACACUGGGAAGAGCAGUGGCAUGAAGCUGGGCAAGAAGUGGAGAGCCGUCAUCUCCCGCACCAUGAACAGGAAGAUGGGCAAGAUGGCGGUGAAGGCGCUGGCCGAGGGGAAGGGAGAAGUGGGGGAGGAGGGGUCCAUGUCCCCCAUGUUUCUGGACAGCAGCCUGGAGGAGCCAAGCCUCGAGAAGAUGCCCUUGUCGUACGUGGAGCUGGAAGAGGACGUGCACACGCCGCUCAGCCGCCAGACAUCCAGUGGAAGUGAAUUGGGCUGCACCAGCCCCUGCACCACAGGCAGCAACCGCGACAGCAUGAGGCUGGAGGAGCCCAGCCUGCCCUACAGUGGCCCUUUCUGCGGGAGAGCCCGGGUCCAUACCGACUUCACACCCAGCCCCUACGACAGGGACUCGUUGAAGCUGCGGAAAGGGGACAUCAUCGGGAUCAUAGAGAAGCCCCCCGUGGGUACCUGGACGGGGGUGCUAAACAACAGAGUGGGCUCCUUCAAGUUCAUCUACGUGGACAUCAUCCCCGAAGAGCCAAUGCCAGCUCGCAAAAGCCGGGGGCAGAGCAAGAGCAAGCGGCCCAAGCCCAAGACCUUACACGAGCUGCUGGAGCGCAUAAACCUGGAGGAGCACAUCUCCACCUUGCUACUGAAUGGCUACCAGACCCUGGAUGACUUCAAGGAGCUGCGGGAGACCCACCUGAAUGAGCUAAACAUCAUGGACCCCCAGCAUCGUGCCAAGUUGCUCACAGCUGCUGACCUGCUGCUGGACUAUGACGCGGCCAGUGAGGCUGAGGAAGGAGAGAGCUCAGAGCCGCAACCUUCCACCUCAGACCCCAAAGGGGACAUUCCCCGCGACUCGGGCUGCUUCGAAGGAUCUGAGACACUGGAGAGUGGCCGGGAUGAGAUGGAGCUGAACAGCACAGAGGAGCAACUUCAGACCCUCUCUCUAGAAUAGUCCUCCUGAGCCUGCCCCAGCACUGUCCUCCCAGCACUACACCACAUCAGGGACUGAGCCUGCAGAGCAGGGAGGACAGGACAUGACACCCCAGGGGCACACUCUACCCUGACCAACAUCUGGGGAGAUUCCUGGACCACAGAUGACCACCCCCAUGCUGGGAACACUCAUGUGAGCCCUGCAGGGGAAGACACUGGGGCUGUUUUAUGGUUCCAUGGGGCAGCUGCCUAGGUCCCCACCCCAGGAUACAUCUCCCCUUUGGGAGCUGCACGGGACCCCUCUCUGCGCUCCUAUCAAAGACAAAGGACCUGCUUCUGCAAAUAGCUCAGCCUUCAGCCUCCAGCAUCUCCGUUAGAAACUCCAGCCUCAGAGCCUGUGCAUUAGCCAUGAACAGGUGUUUUCCUGCCCCUCUGCCUGGCACCCACUGUGGUCUGCUCACACCCUCUGCCUGGCCUUACCAAAUGGCCGAGGCCUCAGUCAGCAGGACACCCUUCGAAUGGGAAGGAUCCAGGAAGCUCCUGGGCAAUGCAAACCCACACAGUUUAUCCAAGAGGGUGUCUGAGGCUAUGCAAUGGGAGAUGCCCACUUGCAGCUGAAGCUCCCUGGCAUCAAAGGCUCUUUGCAAGGGAGGCUACAGGUAACCUAGGAGCUGGUGCUAACAGGGUGAGGGAGCCGGGAACUGAACAAGAAGUGAGACCAUUGUGUUUCUAAUGCAACUCUCAGGGUGGUGGAGGGGGACAGACAGCAGAGCAGGGCGAUGGGUGCCACACAGGAUCCUCGCCAUCAAGACUCAGCAAGCGCUGGGAGCCGAAGUCUGUAGCCUCCCAAGCUGGCAUUCCUCAGAAAGGGGCGAGUCCCUUGCAAGGCAGAGCCUAGCCAUGUGGCGACCAGCUUGGCCAGAAAGCAGAGGGUUUGGCUCCAGGGGCUUUGCCAUUCCUCGUCACAGGACAUUGAGUUAUUAGAAAUAUGGCCAGGCUGCAGCAGCUCCCCCAGCCAAAGGCGCGGGCCAGCUCACUACAGCAACAGACCAGGCCAUCACUCCAGCCUGCCACACAUGCCCACUGAGGCCAACCUGGCUCAGGCCAGCAGACUUGUUUGGGAAGCUGGUAGGAAAGACAGCACCUUGUGUUGGAAAGGCCCUGCAUUGUGCUCGCAACAUUCCCCAGUGUGUGGCCAUUCUGCCUUCGUGUGGGCAGAGUCCUCGCUUUGCAGCGGGCGCUGUGCAUCGGAACAGCUGCCUUGGGAAGGCACACACUGCGUGUGCACCGAGGAAGCCGAUACUGACUUGGUUUGUUUGAAGUGAUCCUUGGUGCUCAGUCCCCGGGCCCACAACUGCUCAAGAGCCCCCUGUGCAACAGAGAAUGGGGGCACCCCCAAUGUGAAUUCAUGUGUUCCCUACAGAGCUCACACCCCUGUUCAGGGCUGUCCCUGACAGACUAACACUGCAGCGUUGGGGCACGUCGAUUACGGAUGCAGCUGAUGGAUGCAAGAGGGUGCUGCAUUAAGAGCAGCAAGAGCCCACCUAGCUUUAGACAGCAAGCAGGUUGGGUUCUAUUGGGGCUUGUCCCAGGGCAAAAGGGCUGGACCAGCUUUGGCACAAUGUGGCUGCACCAAGAGUUCUUCGGUUAGCUUAUGUUAAAAGGGCAGGAAAUAGUCUUGCACUGGAGCUGCACCCAUAUGCUGUUACCCACAGAAUAUGCUGAGUGACUGGGUAAUGGGCCAAUUCCAGUCCUGGAGUAAAAGGCUACAACACCCACUAAUGCUGAUGGGAGAUACAUCUGCUUACAGCAGAGUCACCUUUGGCACCAUGUCUGUGGCAAGCUUAGCCCUGAAUUCCAGGACUCCUGUGCCCAUAAAAUCUCUGCCUUUCUGUUGCAGUAAUGUAGGUUUGGGUGUUGAAUUCACUCCCUUGUGCUUGACCCCAAUAAAACAUGCUCUAACCUGCAA